Messenger RNA from Antrostomus carolinensis (chuck-will's-widow), 2542 nucleotides. It is a transcript of the gene DLL1, whose product is annotated as delta like canonical Notch ligand 1. The record is from RefSeq and is a predicted model, not a curated record. Gene Ontology annotation, biological process: Notch signaling pathway; cell communication; multicellular organism development. The transcript is spliced from 9 exons. The annotation marks the transcript as partial. Gene Ontology annotation, molecular function: calcium ion binding. Gene Ontology annotation, cellular component: membrane. NCBI's taxonomy places the organism in Eukaryota, Metazoa, Chordata, Aves, Caprimulgiformes, Caprimulgidae.
CCACAGGGCACCUUCUCACUCAUCAUUGAGGCUCUGCAUACAGAUUCUCCUGAUGACCUCACCACAGAAAACCCCGAGCGCCUCAUCAGCCGUCUGGCCACUCAGAGGCACUUGGCGGUGGGUGAAGAGUGGUCCCAGGACCUGCACAGCAGCGGCCGCACUGACCUCAAGUACUCCUAUCGCUUCGUGUGCGAUGAGCACUACUAUGGAGAAGGCUGCUCUGUCUUCUGCCGCCCCCGAGAUGAUGCUUUUGGUCACUUCACUUGCGGAGAGCGUGGCGAGAAAGUCUGCAACCCAGGGUGGAAAGGCCAGUACUGCACUGAGCCGAUUUGUUUGCCUGGAUGCGAUGAACAACACGGCUUUUGCGACAAACCUGGGGAAUGCAAAUGCAGAGUGGGUUGGCAGGGGCGAUAUUGUGAUGAGUGCAUCCGAUACCCUGGCUGCCUUCAUGGUACCUGUCAGCAGCCGUGGCAGUGCAACUGCCAGGAAGGCUGGGGUGGCCUUUUCUGUAACCAGGACCUGAACUACUGCACCCACCACAAGCCCUGCAAGAACGGUGCCACGUGCACCAACACUGGUCAGGGGAGCUACACUUGUUCUUGCCGACCUGGGUACACAGGCUCCAACUGUGAGAUUGAAAUCAAUGAAUGUGACGCCAACCCUUGCAAGAAUGGUGGAAGCUGCACUGAUCUUGAGAACAGCUAUUCCUGUACUUGCCCCCCGGGCUUCUAUGGUAAAAACUGUGAGCUGAGCGCAAUGACUUGUGCUGAUGGACCAUGCUUCAAUGGUGGGCGAUGCACCGACAACCCCAAUGGGGGAUACAGCUGCCGCUGCCCACUGGGUUAUUCUGGGUUCAACUGUGAAAAGAAAAUUGAUUACUGCAGUUCCAGCCCUUGUGCUAAUGGAGCCCAGUGCGUCGAUCUGGGGAACUCCUACAUAUGUCAGUGCCAGGCUGGCUUCACUGGGAGGCACUGUGAUGACAACGUGGACGACUGCGCCUCCUUUCCCUGUGUCAACGGAGCGACCUGCCAGGAUGGAGUCAAUGACUAUUCCUGCACCUGCCCCCCAGGUUACAACGGGAAGAACUGCAGCACCCCAGUGAGCAGAUGCGAACACAGCCCCUGCCACAACGGGGCCACCUGCCACGAGAGAAACAACCGCUAUGUCUGUGAGUGCGCUCGGGGCUACGGUGGCCUCAACUGCCAAUUUUUGCUCCCCGAGCCACCUCAGGGACCGGUCAUUGUCGACUUCACCGAGAAGUACACGGAAGGCCAGAAUGCCCAGUUUCCCUGGAUCGCCGUCUGUGCUGGGAUUAUUCUGGUCCUCAUGCUGCUGCUGGGGUGCGCUGCUGUGGUUGUCUGCGUCAGGCUCAGAGUGCAGAAGAGGCACCACCAGCCUGAUGCUUGCAGGAGCGAGACUGAGACCAUGAACAACCUGGCCAACUGCCAGCGCGAGAAGGACAUUUCCAUAAGUGUCAUUGGUGCCACUCAGAUUAAAAAUACAAAUAAGAAAGUAGACUUUCACAGCGAUAACUCUGACAAAAAUGGCUACAAAGUCAGAUACCCAUCAGUGGAUUACAAUUUGGUGCAUGAACUCAAGAACGAGGACUCUGUUAAAGAGGAGCACAGCAAAUGUGAAGCCAAGUGUGAAACGUAUGAUUCAGAGGCAGAGGAGAAAAGUGCAGUACAACUAAAGAGGUAUCUCUCACAUCUGAGGGGGGGGGGGGGCAGCUUGGCUCUGAAGGGGGUUGAUACUUCUGAAAGGAAACGACCAGAUUCCGUAUAUUCCACUUCAAAGGACACAAAGUACCAGUCGGUGUAUGUCAUAUCAGAAGAGAAAGACGAGUGCAUCAUAGCAACUGAGGUGUAAACCAGAGGCGAUAUGGCAAAGUGGUUGUUCAGAACAAUUUCAGAGGAGACGUGCCCCGAUGAAUGCUGCUGAAAAGAGGAAUGGGAGAUAGAUUCCUUCACUGACUGCUGCUGAGAAACUAAAUUCAGGCUUGAGCUGGUUCUCUACUGAAGUUAGCAAAGUGACUGCAAAAUAAAGAAACAAGAUGGACACCAGGCAAGGGUCUGUGUUCAAGGAUUACUGUUGCACUGCCUUUUAUGAAUUUUAUCAUUGCACUAUGGUCAGUUGCUUUUCUAUAUAUAUUUAAAUGAAUGGACUUAAUUACUACAUAAGAAGCAUGCACUGCCUGAAGUGUAUAUUUUGGAUUCUUAUGAGCCAGUCUUUUCUUGAAUUAGAGACACAAACACUGCCUUUAUUGUCUUUUUUGAUACUAAAAUGUGUUUUUACUAGAUGAGAAAAGUGUGUUAUUUUUUUGAAUCUGUAAAAAUAUUUUCAUGAUAAUUGUAAAGUUUGAGUAUUUUGUGAUGUUCAUUUUUUUAUAAUUUAAAUUUUUUGGUAAAUAUGUACAAAGGCACUUCGGGUCUAUGUGACUAUAUUUUUUUGUAUAUAAAUGUAUUUAUGGAAUAUUGUGCAAAUGUUAUUUGAGUUUUUUUUACCAUUUUGUUAAUGAAGAAAUUCAUUUUUAAAAUAUUUU